AUGGCAUCUUCCAAUGACCAAGAAUCAAAAACUAUGACCAAAGUUUUCUUAUGGACAGCUCCGCGUUGUAUAUCUACUGCAUUUGAACGUGCAAUUAUGAAUCUUAAAAACGGAAAGAUUUUUCACGAGCCGUAUUCAGUUGUCUACUAUUUUGGCCCUCAGAGGAAAAGCAGUCGUUACCUGAAUGAUCCAAUUCAACCCAAAGCUGGUUUAAAGGAAGUUAGUGAAGAUCUUGCUGCAGAAUAUGACGAAAAGGAUUUUAUUUUCUCAAAAGAUAUGGCUUAUUACUUAGGUGGUAAUUAUGAUGUCCUACGCCAGAAAGGUCUCAGCGAAUAUAAACAUUCGUUCUUGAUCCGACAUCCUAAAAAAGCUGUCACUUCUCUCUAUCGAGCUUCGCUGAACGCCAAGAAAACAGGCUGGGAUUACUUUGACCCUGACGAAGUAGGUUUUCGUCAAUUACACGAGUUAUAUGAGUUUGUAGUGAAAGAGUUUGAUAGCUGUCCAGUUAUUGUUGAUGCUGAUGAUCUCCUGGAAUCUCCCGAAGAAAUGAUGGAGAAAUAUUGUGAAGCAACUGGUUUAGUUUAUCAAGAGAACAUGACAUCGUGGGAGCCAGGAGCGACGAUACCGGAGUGGAAUAUUUGGGAUGGAUGGCAUGAUGCUGUCUUGAAUAGCACCGGUUUGGUACAGAAAAAGAUAAGCCAGUCUAAACCAAUGAAGCUUGAAAAGAAAGCAAGUUUCGAAAAAGAAGAAGUUGUUGGUUCCGUCAAUGAAAGUUUAACAUGUUACGAACGUUUAUACGAGAAAAGAUUAAGAUUAACAUCAAAGACUGAUUCUAAAACCUAA
Molecule: messenger RNA, 843 nt
Organism: Paramuricea clavata
Lineage: Eukaryota; Metazoa; Cnidaria; Anthozoa; Malacalcyonacea; Plexauridae
Source: the annotation of a GenBank genome assembly